AUGCGUUUUUCCACAACAUUCGCUCUGGCCACCGCCGCCACCACAGCCCAUGCCAUAUCCUUCCCUGACGUCUCCGCUGUCCUACCUGAUCUCACCGCAGCCAAGCGAGAUUUCGAAGCCGUAAAGCGCACCAUCAGCUCCAUCUCCAUCCCUGACAUCUUCUCCGCCAAACGUGACCUCGAAACCCGUCAGAGCGGCUGCCCUGCGGUCUGGACGACCAUUAGCAAAGAGCUCACGGGAUUGUUCCUCUCCAACGGUCAGUGCAACGACGCCGCACGCGCCGCCAUAAGGGCAUCCUUCCAUGACUGCGGCACGUGGAACAAGCCGCAAGGCAACACUGGUGGCUGCGACGGAUCUCUCAUCCUAGCGGGUGAGCUUAACCGACCGGACAACAACGGGUUGCAAGGCAUCUCAGCCACGCUUCUAUCGAUGGCCCAGAGGUACAAGGUCGGUGUUGCAGACAUGCUCGCAUUCGCAGGCAACCAUGCCACGGUCACCUGCCCGGGAGGCCCAAAGAUCAAGACCUGGGUGGGUCGCAAGGACUCUACCAUCCCUAACCCUGAUGGCCUCCUCCCAGACGUCCGCGGCUCCGGUGAGAGCCUCUUCCGCCUGUUUCAAGACAAGGGUUUCGAUGCCGUCGACCUUGCCGCACUCCUUGGCGCCCACAGCACUAGCAAGCAGCGCUUCGUUGACCCCAGCCGCGCCGGUCAAUCCCAGGACAGCACGCCUGGUAUCUGGGACGUCAAGUACUACAGCGAGACGCUCAAGACGCCCGCACCAAACGGCGUCUUCGUCUUCGAGUCUGACAGGAACCUCGCUGCUCACCCUAUUGUCGGCAAGGAGUUCAAGGGUUUUGUUGACGGUCAGGGCAAGUGGAACGGCAAGUACGCUCAAGCUAUGGAGCGCAUGACUCUCCUCGGUGUCCCCGGCGGAUCUGCCAACCUCAUCGACUGCACCAACGCCCUGCCGAGGGUGGUGCAGGUCAGGGAUAUGAGGGCCGGAGCUUUCUACAAACCGCGCAACUAG
This is a messenger RNA of Coniosporium apollinis CBS 100218, 1026 nucleotides long. RefSeq lists its product as uncharacterized. The record is from RefSeq and is a predicted model, not a curated record. The coding region runs from base 1 to 1026 and encodes 341 amino acids. The transcript is spliced from 3 exons. Lineage: Eukaryota; Fungi; Ascomycota; Dothideomycetes. Gene Ontology annotation, biological process: hydrogen peroxide catabolic process; cellular response to oxidative stress; response to reactive oxygen species. Gene Ontology annotation, molecular function: peroxidase activity; heme binding.